AUGGCGGCACCUGGAGGUCGUUAUUUCAUCCAGGAGAAGUUGAAAGAUUCAGCUGUACAUCAUGAGAGUUACAAGCAGUUGUGGGAAACGAAGUGGAAACAGCUUGCAGAAUCUGGGAUGUAUCCAUUCAUGUUCAGCACAGCCAAGGACUUUGAGCCGAUAGUUGAGGAUCUGGUGAAGCGUGACUUCAAACCACCUUAUGACUGGGAUGAAUACGCAAGAGCACAUUUUCCACAAGCUGAAAAACUACUUAAUGUGGCCAGAAAAGCGGAUGCCAAAGGCGAGAUUGAAAAGGCAAGCGAAUAUUAUCUCAGAGCCAGUGCGAUACACCGUGUUGCGCGCUUCCCUACACUGCGUUCUGACGCGCAAAGAGAGGCGUGGCGCCUACAGAAGGAAUGCUGUCUCAAGGGCCUCAGUCUUCGACCGCACCCUAUCCUGGAAAUCAAUGUUCCACACACACACGGCUUACCUAUCGAGGGUGACAAGAUUCCAAUAUAUUAUCUGGUUCCUACUGGAGCUAGCAAGCAAAACCGUGUUCCCUGCCUAAUUUUUAUAACAGGCCUGGAUGCGUAUCGAACCGAAGCUGCAAUAUUCAUGGAUGCAUUCCGCAAAUUAGGCAUCGCUACCAUAGCCAUCGAAGUUCCGGGAACUGGAGACUGUCCUGCUUCACGUACGGACCCGAAAUCUCCAGAUCGUCUGUAUUCAAGCCUUUUUGAUUGGAUCGCCCAGCAGGACAGCCUUGAUAUAGACAGGGUCGGAGUAUGGUCAUACAGUACGGGCGGUUAUUACGGAAUCCGGAUCGCGCACACACAUCCUGGAGAUCUGAUUGGAGUUGUUUCUCAAGGAGGUGGAUGUCAUCACAUGUUUGACCCAGAGUGGCUUAACAAUGUGAACCAUCUCGAGUACCCCAUGGACUUAGCAGGUGCAUUAGCUGACAAGUUUGGUUAUGGAAACGACGUUGAAGCCUUCAAGUUGGAGGCCUCUGACAAGUUUUCGCUGCUCAAGGACGGCACCCUCGACAAACAUAAAUGCGCACGUCUCCUCUUGGUCAACGGAACGGACGACGAAGUAUUUCCUAUCGAUGACCUUUAUCUUGCGCUGCAGCAUGGCGCAGCAAAGGAAGCUCGUUUUGAGACCGGUGCUAUGCAUAUGGGAGGAACGCUGAGCUACUAUAUGUCUAUCAGGUGGCUAUUUGAUUUGUUCGAAAAAGACGCCGAUCCGGCAGUCGUCUUGCAAGCUUUGUCAUUCAAACCUAGAUACUAA
Messenger RNA from Alternaria postmessia, 1263 nucleotides. RefSeq lists its product as uncharacterized. The coding region runs from base 1 to 1263 and encodes 420 amino acids. The record is from RefSeq and is a predicted model, not a curated record. The transcript is spliced from 3 exons. Lineage: Eukaryota; Fungi; Ascomycota; Dothideomycetes; Pleosporales; Pleosporaceae.